Molecule: messenger RNA, 2513 nt
Organism: Sycon ciliatum
Lineage: Eukaryota; Metazoa; Porifera; Calcarea; Leucosolenida; Sycettidae
Product: class II receptor tyrosine kinase-like
Exons: 17
Coding region: 255-2498 (747 amino acids)
Biological process (GO): cell surface receptor protein tyrosine kinase signaling pathway; positive regulation of kinase activity; multicellular organism development
Cellular component (GO): plasma membrane; signaling receptor complex
Molecular function (GO): transmembrane receptor protein tyrosine kinase activity; ATP binding
Source: RefSeq, a predicted model, not a curated record
UGGGAUCAGUACACGGUAUGGGAUAAACCCUCUGUAGCUGUCGAGCUUGGUGAGGUACAUUUCCUCAGGCAAUCCACCGGUACAAAAACUGCUCUCGAUAUAUUUAGAAGGCCAAUGCUCUCAUUGAAGCUCUUCAUAAUGACGACAGCCUGAAUGUGCUUCUAGCCGAGUCGUUCUCUGCUGAAAAUUGGAAGCCGGAGCGGCGCUGAGCUUUUCCCGAGGAUGAAACCCACCCGCAGCUACCGGACUCGAGUAUGUUGCUAGUGAACAUGUUUUCCGCUCCCCGCCGACGUCUUGGAGUAGCGCUGUUUCUCCUGGUCGUUGUUCAGGCGUUACAUGACGCCGACGGACAAUCAACAGGUUGUCUGAAUGAAACUUACUCCUUCUCUGACCCUCUCUCACCCGUCCGUUAUUCUUCAAUCCUGAAAGUCGUUACAGCAAAAGAAAACCUUGCUGUUAUUUUUAACCAAGCUAAUCCCAGUGGCCCAGCAGUGGAUCAUACUACAAUGACAGAAGAUGGUCAGUUUCUUGCUUUCCAACAACUACUGUGCCGAUUGAACAAUCAGACAUCUGGUACUGCAACCACUGCAACCACUCCACAGCUCUGCCCAACAUCACGCCAAUCAUCUGUUAGAUGUAGCAUGACAUACUAUUACAACCUUCAUGGGAUCUAUGCUGGAGGACUCUAUGUUGGCACCCGGUCUAACGGGACUAUUGAUUCUUUUAGUGGAGACCAAGGCCAUGGUCGGAAUUGGACAGAGUCUACCAUACAGGUAGAUUUCCCACCAGGGACACCAACUAAGUUUGUGUUCAAUUUCACGUGCAAUCCAAAUCCUGUGAUGGACCCACUGGUUUUCAGCCAGGUCACCCAAGGCAUAGUGGCAAUUGACGAUAUAACGGUCACGUGUGCUUGUUCCGGUGGAGACUUACAGUCCUGCAACAUGCCUACAACUGAUGUAUCUACGUCUGCCACGCAGGCAUCACCUAGCGCUGCCUCAGUCAGUACACCUCAACCGGUUGUUGCCACUUCCCAAGACCAGACUGACAGGCAGCCUUCCAGCACUGCAGCUGUGCCCCCCGUACGAACAGACGGAUUCCGUGGCAGUGAUACAGACCCUGUGCGGCGUACGACACUGCCAAUGUCUACUGCAUCUAUAACCGUCGCCACUGAGGCGGCAUCAGCUACACCAAGCAAAGCCACAGGAGCUAUCAUCAUCGGUGUUGUCGUAGCAGUGGUUGCAUUAAUCCUGCUGGUUGUCAUAGUGAUCAUACUGGUUCGCACCCGUCAAAAGUCUGCUGCCAAAAGCCCAACCACUCAACCAUCCAGCGUUGCCCUGGUGACGAGUGGGUCGCCCGACUCUCUUGUCACCCACGACAACAGAUUCAACAACCCUACGUACGAUGGCCGUGAUCUCACUCUGCAGACCAGCGAGCCACCAAAUGGAAAAGCUCAUCAGAAUGGCGGUGCCCAUGGUGCAGUACAGAGUCCUGCGCAACCACCGCCGACAUUGCCGACCAUCAGUGCAGCCAAGACUGUAAGCAGUGGACUGGUGUCUCGCCAGCGCUCUCCCAGCAUUGGAUCGGACUACGAUGAACCAGAGAGUCAUGCUGUUCGCCAGAAUGCAUUCUAUUGUCAAGCGGAUCCUAAGAGUCGUCCAACAUCGCAGCGCAUCUCCCAGAAAGGAUUAUCAACACUACCCCGUUACGAUCAUCUCAUGCAUGAGGACAUCAACCCGGAGGUAUACAGCCAGCCGUUCCAGGAGCCAGGAAACACGCCCGCUGCUAUCUACAACCAGCUGAGCGGUCAGGCGUAUCGGCACAUCCCCAGUGUUCAUGUUAUUAUGCAUGAGAAGGUCGGAGCUGGGUCGUUUGGUGUUGUCUACCGGGGUACUUGGAAAAUGCCUAACGGAACACAAAUUGACACGGCGAUCAAACAGCUGAGACCCAAUGCGUCCGAAGACAUGCGCAUGAAACUGCUGCAGGAGGCGGCAAUCAUGGGGCAGUUCAACCAUCGGCACGUCGUCAAGCUCUACGGUGUUGUGUCAGAUGGACCUGACACUCUGAUGAUCGUGGAGCUGAUGGGCGAAGAUCUGAAAACGUACCUGGUGAACUUGCGAUCCAAAGGGCCGCAAGCUGCAUCGGAGAAGGAGUACCUAGGAUUUGCUCGUGACAUAGCGGAUGGUAUGCUCUACCUCAGCUCAAGGGGCUUUGUACACAGGGACCUGGCGGCUCGUAAUGUUAUGCUGGAUGCUCGUAGGACGUGCAAAAUUGGUGAUUUUGGAAUGAGUCGCGACCUUGAAGACAACAACUACUACACGUCAGCUGGUGGUGCCAUACCGGUGAAGUGGACAGCCCCGGAGGCUAUACAUUUUCGCCAGUACAGUCACUCGAGUGAUGUGUGGAGCUAUGGCAUUGUGCUAUACGAGAUAUUCACGAUGGGACGCAAGCCCUACGCAGGCUGGCCGAAUGAUGAGGUAAGCAAAGGAGCUGAAUACUGACUACAUCAUUCUUAU